GUGGGGUUAAUGCGAGCGCCCUAAACGCUGAACUGUCCCCGUCUACUAUUGCAGUAAGUGCGAUCAAACUUUCCGAUACUUUCGUUUAUACCCUGUGCCUUGGUCAAUUUCUUCUCUCUCGACAGACCUACCUCAACUACUCCCUUAAUAGCUACGUAGUUUGUUUUUUUAUUUAUUAUUUUGUUUAUACAGUUUAUUUAUUUAUGCAGGCUUUUGUAUGCGGUCGCGGUUAGACAAGCAUUACACGUUUAGUAUAAAUCGUAAUUAAGCGCAGAUAUUGCACUAUAUAUUGUUCAUUGACUUUGGCAGCAAAAAUGCAUACAACGCAGAAGGACACGACCUACACGAAGAUAUUUGUUGGGGGUCUUCCAUAUCACACUACGGACUCCAGCCUGAGGAAAUAUUUUGAAGUUUACGGGGAUAUCGAGGAGGCUGUUGUGAUCACUGACAGGCAGACGGGAAAGUCCAGGGGCUAUGGAUUUGUUACAAUGGCAGAUCGAGCUUCAGCAGAGAGGGCCUGCAAGGAUCCCAACCCCAUAAUUGACGGCAGGAAGGCCAACGUUAACCUGGCCUACCUGGGCGCCAAGCCCAGGGUCCUUCAGUCAGGAUUCUCCUUUGCUGUUCCACGAAUCCAUUCAAGUUUCAUCCCAAGGACAUAUGGGAUGCCUGCUCAGUACGUCUACCCGCAGGCCUUGGUGCAGCCCAGCGUGGUGAUUCCGCACGUCCAGGCUGCGGCAGCGGCCACGCCCACGCCCACCGCCACCUCAUCGUUUCUGGACUACGCCGGUGCCUAUGCGCAGUACUCCGCAGCCGCCGCAGCCGCCGCAGCCGGAGCCGCGUAUGAACAGUACCCCUACGCCGCAUCCCCUGUACCGGCUGGGUUCACCGCUGCCGGUUACGGGUUCGCGUCCCAGCAGGCCCUGGCCACUGCUGCCGCCACCCCAGGCCCGGCCUCCAUGGUGUUCGGCCAGUACCAGCCCCAGACGCUGCAGGCUGACCACAUGCAGUAGCUGUUGGGUGACCAGCAGGGGGCGACAGAAGGGUCUGGCAUCUGCGUUACACUGUGACAGUCUGGAGGGACUCAUGUUGACUAGGAGAAUCUUUAAAAUACACAGCAGUGACCCAGGAAGGACUUGGAAACAGUAUGAAAAAUAAGUCCUUUACAUUAUUACUGACAUUGUUUUGUAUGAUAAAUUAUUCAUUUGUAUAGGGAAAUGGAAGGAAGGCUGUAGCUAGAAUGUACUGGGCGUGAGAGCUUUUACAGUUACUCUGCAGACAUGGGUGAUUAUGUUGACAGGCUCUGUUUGAUAUUUAUCAUGUCUGAAAAUCCUCUUUUACUGCUGUCGGUGUGUUCAGAUUAUCGGGUAUUUUCCAGUUAUUUUUAAACUGUCCAGUGCAUCAGGGGAAUUUCAUAAACGAACGUAACAACACAGGAAGGGAUGAACAUUGCUGUUCAUUUCUACUGACUGAACUACUCUCGUGCUUAAUCUAUGCAAAGUUUGACUUCAGGAGAACGUGAGGACCCUUUGUAAGGAAUGUCUGAACCAAAUGAUGCAUUUGGAUCUAGAAAGACACGUACAUCAGUGGGCUGGGGAGUGUCCGGCUCUCGGCCUUUGGGGACAGGCAGUGACACACGGAGCUGCCUGGCUCCCAUUCCUCACCCUUACAGUAUUCCAGCUGUGGUCCAGGCAGAUGCCUGAGAUGGUGCCCAGGAGAAGAUUGGGGGGGGGGGGCUCUCGCCAUGGGGGGCACCUUCCUGUGUAUAAGUUCCACCUGUUUGUCGCUGGGUGAACAGGAGAAAACAAGAGAAAACAGGGGAAAAGGAGAAACAGAGGAAAUGUGAAGCUGAACGUUAAUCUAUUUAUUAUUGUGCCUUGUAGUAAUUAUUAAAGUGCUAUUUAAGAAGACUAAUUUAUUUGAACAAUUUCUCCCUAAAUGGCUUUGAUCCAUUUAACUGUCUGAAUAUAUGCAGAUAUUAGAAGUAUUUUGCUUGAUCAAUGUACCACAUUGAUAAUGAUCUUGCCAGCAAUGAGUGGUGGUUAAAUAAAGGCUUCAUCUGAAGUUAAGCUCAAACGGCAACAUUGUGACGGGUACUUGUGGUAAAAUGUACAUGUGCUCUUCCAGUCAAAUUAAGUCAAUAACUCUUUUUAUGACGGACAAUGUCAAACUGAAUUCAUAGCUAAGAUUUAUUUACGAUGCAAAUUUAAAUUGGAAGUGUAUGGCUGUCUUUCUGAUUCUUAGUUGUUCUCAAUCACAUUACUGAAAAUGAAAAAUGUGUCGAAACUUCACGCACCAAUGCUUUUUACCCAGUUUUGUAAAGCCGUGCUUCUGUUAACUUUUUAAGUUUAUUGUACACCGUCAGGACUUUUGUAAUACUUGAACUGUUUGUUGCAGAAAUAAAGAUACAAAAAAUAAAUACAAUGUUAUUUUAAGAGAACUGUCA
This is a messenger RNA of Paramormyrops kingsleyae, 2443 nucleotides long. RefSeq names its product RNA-binding protein 24-like. Gene Ontology annotation, biological process: positive regulation of myotube differentiation; regulation of alternative mRNA splicing, via spliceosome; mRNA stabilization. Gene Ontology annotation, molecular function: mRNA 3'-UTR binding. Gene Ontology annotation, cellular component: cytosol; nucleus. The record is from RefSeq and is a predicted model, not a curated record. NCBI's taxonomy places the organism in Eukaryota, Metazoa, Chordata, Actinopteri, Osteoglossiformes, Mormyridae.